Arachis stenosperma is the source of this 585-nucleotide messenger RNA. RefSeq lists its product as uncharacterized. The transcript has a single exon. Bases 1 to 585 code for a protein of 194 amino acids. The record is from RefSeq and is a predicted model, not a curated record. Lineage: Eukaryota; Viridiplantae; Streptophyta; Magnoliopsida; Fabales; Fabaceae.
AUGCCUUUAUAUGCAAAAUUCCUCAAAGAGCUCAUUAACAAGAAAAAAAGCUGGAAUGAAAAGGAGACCGUGAUCUUGACACAAGAAUGCAGUGCAGUAAUUCAAAAAGGUCUCCCACCAGAACUCAAAGAUCCUGGAAGUUUCUCUCUGCCUUGCACUAUUGGUAACAUGUCCAUUGACAAUGCACUAUUCGAUCUAGGAUCAAGUAUCAAUCUGAUGCCUUUAUCUAUGAUGAGAAGGUUAUCUAUAGAAGAAGUAAAACCCACAAGGAUGUCCUUACAACUUGUUAAUAGAUCAAUGGUAAUCCCCAAUGGAGUGGUUGAAAAUCUUUUAGUUAAGGUGGGUAUGUUCAUAUUUCCAGUGGAUUUUGUAAUCCUGGAUCUAGAUAAAGAUGGAAGUGGUUCUAUCAUAUUAGGAAGACCUUUCUUAGCCACAGUAAGAGCCAUUAUUAAUGAGGAGAAAGGAGAAAUGACCUUGAGGGUACAUGAUGAGCAGAUCACCUUACAUGUCUUUAAGGAGAUGCAACCUCCUGCUGAAAAGAGAGGCUGCAUGAGAAUUGAGAAGGAAGACAUUGAAGAAAAAUAA